Messenger RNA from Meyerozyma guilliermondii ATCC 6260, 552 nucleotides. RefSeq lists its product as uncharacterized. Gene Ontology annotation, cellular component: endosome. NCBI's taxonomy places the organism in Eukaryota, Fungi, Ascomycota, Pichiomycetes, Serinales, Debaryomycetaceae. The record is from RefSeq and is a predicted model, not a curated record. The coding region runs from base 1 to 552 and encodes 183 amino acids. The transcript has a single exon. Gene Ontology annotation, biological process: vacuolar transport.
AUGUCGGUGCCGUUUCCUAAUGAUUACACUUUACGUCGAGUAGCCGAACUGGAUCUGAAGGCGUGUAAUAUAUGUUUCAAACCCACAAGCUGUGUAUUAUUGUCUUCAAAUAAAGUUGACUUUUUCCACGCUUGUGAGGCGCAUCUUAACGAUUCCACAUUUUGUACCCCAGAGUAUCCUGCUAGUUACAAGGAGCUCAAUGCCAAGAAAAUGGAAUUGGAGAACAAAAUAAGUGGGUUAAACAAACAAAUAGAGCAGGCACAGCCGUAUGCAUGGACUAAGCUUAUGAGUGGAUGGAAGAAGCCACCAGCAGAAGAUAAGCAAGAACCCGACAAAUUGGCCAAGUUGGAAGAUGAGAAGAAAACAUUGACCACCGAGUUGGAAACUGUGGUUUCUCAGCUCAAACAAACGAAAGUGAAAGAUUAUAAACUUGAUAAUGGAAUGUAUAAGCUGAGAAUUCAAACUUAUGUACUGGCACGAGUACGAGCUAAACGUCAAAAGGAAGUGCACACGCCAGGUUUCUUCCCUUCCGCACCGACUGGAAAACCCUGA